GUAAAGAAAUACAAGUUUAUAAGGUUAUAGAUAAAAGUAGACAAAAAUGUAAACAAGAGUAUAUGAAUAUAGAGAGUUCAACAGGUAAUCUAAUUGUGCAUCUCAGAGAUGAACAUAGAAUUGUUUCAAUGAAUGAUUUAACAAAUUUAAAAAGG
Messenger RNA from Scutellospora calospora, 155 nucleotides. The record is from the annotation of a GenBank genome assembly. Lineage: Eukaryota; Fungi; Glomeromycota; Glomeromycetes; Diversisporales; Gigasporaceae.